Messenger RNA from Rotaria sordida, 1479 nucleotides. Lineage: Eukaryota; Metazoa; Rotifera; Eurotatoria; Philodinida; Philodinidae. The record is from the annotation of a GenBank genome assembly.
AUGCCAAUCGAUAAGAGAAAAAUGCCGAAUGUUACUAAUCACUAUACAUGGUUACCAUCGAUGAGUUCUACUAAUACAAUUUAUUUACUUUUAAUAUUUGUUUCACUUAUUUGGAACGCUUACAACACAUAUCAACAUCAAAUUUUAAUUGAAAAGCAAUUGAAAUUAGAAAAUAUUCUUGCAGAAAUAUUACCAUUGACAUCUUCAUUAUCAUCUUUUAAUCAUAUACAAACGGCAACAACAACAACAACAACAAAAACAACAAACAUAUUAUCAGUUGAACAAUGGCUCACAAAAGUUCUUCAUUUGAUUCAACAAUUAACAUUAAAAAAUUUGACAAAUAAUAGCAGUAGUAAUACUAUUGCUAAGCCAUAUAGGAAUGUAGUACGUCAACGACGACAGAUUGAACAGUCACAACAAUCUAAUUGUUUAUGUUCUCCGGGACCUAAAGGCGAAAAAGGCGAUCGUGGUUUUGCUGGAUAUCCGGGUGACACGGGACCUAAAGGUGAACGAGGUUUUCCAGGUUCAAUAGUUUGGAAUGGCUUAAAAGGUGAAAAAGGUGAACCUGGACGCGAUGUAGAAUCAAGUCGUGAAGGAAUGUCAUUAUCAUCAGCGCAAGCCAAGUACAUUCCAGGUCCACCUGGUCCACCAGGAUCUAAAGGUGAUGUGGGUCCGGUUGGACCCAGUGGCAUUGGUGAAACUGGACCACCUGGACAAGAUGGUUUACCCGGCGAGAAGGGUGAAAAAGGUGAUCGAGGACCUAUAAUUCGGCCAAAAGUACGCAGAUUUGUUGUUAUGAAAGGUGAUCCAGGACCACCAGGAAUUAAAGGAGAACGUGGCGAUUUUGUUGUUGGACCUAAAGGUGAUCGUGGUGCUCCUGGUUUACCCGGAAGUCCAGGACUUCCAGGACAAAAUGGUCGUGAUGGUAUAGAUGGACUAAGAGGUGAAAUAGGUUUUCAAGGACCACCGGGAAGAAAAGGAGAUCGUGGUGUAAAAGGUGAACCAGGAUUUAUUCAGAAAGUUGAUUUCAAUUCAACACAUAUCGUCCUAAUGGGUCCACCGGGUCUUCCAGGACCAAAAGGACGAAUUGGUCUUCCUGGUCAACCGGGAUUAGAUGGAGAAAAAGGAGGUCGAGGUGAUCCUGGUCCAAUGGGAAUAAUAGGAUCACAAGGAGAUGGUGAAAAAGGUGAUCAAGGCAAAGGAGAAAAAGGAGAUCGUGGUCCAAUGGGUUUACCUGGUUAUUCAAUGAAUAUACCUGAUAUGCCUAAAAAACGUUCAGCGGGUAAUCGAGGUGAACAAGGUUUACGAAGUCCACCAGGAGAAAAAGGAGAAAAAGGUGAAGAAGGUCGAGAAGGACGACGAGGUUUACGUGGUCGACCAGGUUUACCUGGUCCUGCUGGAAUGGAUGCAUUACCAUGUCCACGUGAAGUUUUAUCUAACUUUGAAAAUGCAUGUCAUUUAUGUUGUAAAAACACAUAA